Messenger RNA from Panthera uncia (snow leopard), 2749 nucleotides. It is a transcript of the gene HADHA, whose product is annotated as hydroxyacyl-CoA dehydrogenase trifunctional multienzyme complex subunit alpha. Gene Ontology annotation, cellular component: mitochondrial fatty acid beta-oxidation multienzyme complex; mitochondrion. The coding region runs from base 100 to 2391 and encodes 763 amino acids. Gene Ontology annotation, molecular function: long-chain (3S)-3-hydroxyacyl-CoA dehydrogenase (NAD+) activity; enoyl-CoA hydratase activity; NAD+ binding. Gene Ontology annotation, biological process: fatty acid beta-oxidation. Lineage: Eukaryota; Metazoa; Chordata; Mammalia; Carnivora; Felidae. The record is from RefSeq and is a predicted model, not a curated record. The transcript has 20 exons.
CAGUAUGUCGGGCGCCUGGCUGGGGCUAGGCUGAAGGAGAAAAAUCCUCCACCCGCAGCCCCCACCUGAGUGCUUUCCACUCGUCCUCUUCAGCUCAAGAUGGUGGCCUCCCGGGCGAUAGGCAGCCUCCGCCGCUUCACUGCCUCCAGGACGCUCCGCUGCCCAGGUUAUACCUGCCGCAAUUUUUCAGCAUCCUCUGCUUUGCUAACCAGAACCCAUAUUAACUAUGGAGUCAAAGGGGAUGUGGCUGUUGUUCGAAUUAACUCACCCAAUUCAAAGGUAAAUACACUGAGCAGAGAACUGCAAUCAGAGUUCAUAGAAGUAAUGAAUGAAAUCUGGGCUAAUGAUCAAAUCAGAAGUGCCGUUCUUAUCUCAUCAAAGCCAGGCUGCUUUAUUGCAGGUGCUGACAUCAACAUGUUAGCCUCUUGUAAGAGCGCGGAAGAGGUAAUGCAGCUAUCGCAGGAAGGCCAGAGAAUGUUUGAGAAACUUGAGAAGUCCACAAAGCCUAUUGUGGCUGCCAUCAGUGGAUCCUGCUUAGGAGGAGGACUUGAGCUUGCCAUUUCCUGCCAAUACAGAAUAGCCACAAAAGAUAGGAAAACAGUAUUAGGUAGCCCUGAAGUCUUGCUGGGGAUCUUACCAGGAGCAGGAGGCACACAAAGGCUGCCCAAAAUGGUGGGUGUGCCUGCUGCUUUUGACAUGAUGUUGACUGGUAGAAACAUUCGUGCAGACAGAGCAAAGAAAAUGGGACUAGUUGACCAAUUGGUGGAACCCCUGGGACCAGGACUAAAACCUUCAGAGGAACGGACAAUUGAAUAUCUAGAAGAAGUUGCAGUUACUUUUGCCAAAGAACUAUCUGAUAAGAAAAUCUCUCUAAAGAGAGACAAAGGAUUAGUAGAAAAAUUGACAUCAUAUGCCAUGAGCAUUCCAUUUGUCAGGCAACAGAUUUAUAAAAAGGUGGAAGAAAAAGUACGAAAACAGACCAAAGGCCUUUAUCCUGCACCUCUGAAAAUAAUCGAUGCAGUAAAGACUGGAAUUGAGCAAGGGAAUGAUGCUGGCUAUGUCUCUGAAUCUCAGAAAUUUGGAGAGCUUGCAAUGACCAAAGAAUCAAAGGCCUUGAUGGGACUUUAUCAUGGUCAGGUCCUGUGUAAGAAGAAUAAAUUUGGAACUCCGCAGAAGGACGUGAAGCACCUAGCCAUUCUUGGUGCAGGGCUGAUGGGGGCCGGCAUCGCCCAGGUGUCUGUGGAUAAGGGCAUAAAGACCAUCCUUAAAGAUGCUACACUAGCCGGGCUGGACCGAGGACAGCAACAAGUGUUCAAAGGAUUGAAUGAUAAAGUGAAGAAGAAAGCUCUAACGUCAUUUGAAAGGGACUCCAUUUUCAGCAACUUGACUGGACAGCUCGAUUACCAGGGUUUUGAAAAGGCCGACAUGGUGAUUGAAGCUGUUUUUGAGGAUCUUAAUGUUAAACACAGAGUGUUAAAGGAAGUAGAAGCGGUGGUUCCGGAUCACUGUGUCUUUGCCAGUAACACGUCUGCUCUCCCCAUCCGUCAAAUUGCCUCUGUCAGCAAAAGACCUGAGAAGGUGGUCGGCAUGCACUACUUCUCUCCGGUGGACAAGAUGCAACUGCUGGAGAUCAUCACAACCGAGAAAACUUCUAAGGACACAACUGCUUCCGUCGUGGCAGUCGGGCUCAAGCAGGGGAAGGUCAUCGUUGUGGUUAAGGACGGACCUGGCUUCUAUACCACCCGGUGUCUCGCACCCAUGAUGUCUGAAGUCCUCCGAAUCCUCCAGGAAGGAGUUGACCCUAAGAAGCUGGAUUCCCUUACCACAAGCUUUGGCUUUCCCGUGGGUGCUGCCACACUGGUCGAUGAAGUUGGCGUGGACGUGGCAAAACACGUGGCAGAAGAUCUAGGCAAAGCCUUUGGGGAGCGGUUUGAAGGCGGAAGCGUAGAACUGCUGAAGCAGAUGGUGUCCAGGGGCUUCCUGGGUCGCAAGUCUGGGAAGGGCUUUUACAUCUACCAGGAGGGCGUGAAGAAUAAGAGUUUGAAUUCUGAGAUGGAUGGUAUUUUGGCAAGUCUGAAGGUGCCUCCUAAGUCUGACGUCUGCUCUGACGAAGACCUCCAGUACCGCCUGGUGACAAGAUUUGUGAAUGAGGCCAUCAUGUGCCUGCAGGAAGGGAUCCUGGCCACGCCCGCAGAGGGAGACAUCGGAGCCGUCUUCGGGCUUGGCUUUCCCCCGUGCCUUGGAGGGCCCUUCCGCUAUGUGGAUCUGUAUGGCGCCCAGAAGAUAGUGGACAGGCUCAGGAAGUACGAGGCUGCCUACGGAAAACCGUUCACCCCGUGCCAGCUGCUCAUCGACCACGCUAACAGCCCCAACAAGAAGUUCUACCAGUGACGGGCCCUCACACCCUGCUCCCCGGCUAACACAGCUGCCGGCAGUGCUGGCUCUCCAGGAGAGUGGCAUCUAGAUUUAUCAGGGUAACCAGAAGGAAAACAAAUUCUGGCAUUGGGGUGUGCUGGGAUUCAAGUGCCUUCAGCAGGACUGUCUCUCCCUCCUGGUGAAAUGUGGCUGUGAAUUAGUUUGCACUUCAUGUUAGAAGGUGGAACCCACCGUGCUCGUGAACCCAUAAGCCUUGACGCUCAAAAUGGCAGAGUCUCCGGAACCAUCCUGCCCCCGCCCCCGGGCCAGUGGCGGGGAGGGCAGUUGUGCACCCUACCCAGUACACGAGAACAAUAAAACCCAACUCUUCUCA